AUUAAGAUUGAGUUUAUUUUAAAAUAUAAUUUUGAAAUAUAUAAUAGCACCGUCGCCUGACCUGAUGGAGGUUGGGGCUGGCGACGGCCGGGAGCCCCUAAAAUUGGAAAAGAAAGCAGGUGGUAAUUAUUGCUGUGUGAGUGUGUGGGUGGAGAAAUACUUCAAGGACUGCCUGUGCAGCCUUAAAGAUGAAGUCUCUUUUGGUUUGGGAAUCAUUAGUCUCAUCUGUUGGGGCUUAGCUGAAAUCCCACAGAUCAUUACCAACUUCCACAACAAAUCCGCCGCCGGUCUCUCCCUCUCUUUUCUCCUCACCUGGAUCCUCGGAGAUAUUUUUAAUCUCGUUGGUUGCAUUCUCGACCCUGCUACUCUUCCUACACAGUUUUUUACAGCUCUGUUGUACACUGCAACAACUGUGGCACUGUUGUUGCAGUGCAUAUAUUAUGAGCAUUUCCUUCGUUGGUGGCACAACGAAGGAGGGCGCCUUGACAAGAAGAAUUUAUCCAAUGUGCAGGUAAAUGUUGGAGAAGAGGAAAAAGAGUGGUUGUUGCAAGCGUCCAAGACAGGGCAUCAUCACUUCAUCCCUAGUGGUGGGUCAAAUAAUGGUGUUGUUAGGGUACCCACGACCCAGAAGAGCCAGAGACAUUUUUAUUUUAUGUCAGCAAGGACAUUGGCAAGUAGUGAUACUCCACCAAGGUGCUCCUACAUAAAGCCAAGAAGCGGACCUCCUGCCCUACACAACCCUUAUUCCUCUUCGGACGACGACGGCGAAGAACAACCCACUCCGGCUGCUACCGCCGCCGCCAUUACCCAACCAAGAUCCAUCCCUCCUAGAGCCUAUGGAGCUUUUCUGGCAGCAGCAGCAGCCUAUAGUCCGGUAGGAGGCAAGGCGGCGGCCGCUCUGGAACAUGUCACUGCCGCCGGCCGGAUGCAUGACGCAAUUGGCGCGAACAGUAAUGCAGGACAAUGGCUGGGAUGGCUGAUGGCUGCUAUCUACAUGGGAGGGAGAAUCCCUCAGAUUUGGCUUAAUGCAAGUACUCUUUUUUUUUCUUUUCUUUUUUUUAGUAAUGUACAUGGUCAUUACUACCAUUCGAGGGCUCCCUCAAUUACAUAUUGAAAUAUUUGUACUAAAUAGCACUAAAAUUUAAGUCAUUUCCCUAAAUAGCACCUAAAUUAUUUUAUUCCCUAAAUAGCACUUAAUAAUGUCCAUAAUGUCUAGGCAAAUAUUUACUUGAAUAAUGACUAAUGCAUAAUGACUAAAAGUGCUACAUUGGAAAGAAAAAUACAUGUGGUGCUAUUUAGAAAAAGUCAUUAUGUUUUAGUGCAAUUUAAGUAAAUUCAUCUUACAUAUUAUUGGUCUAUUAUAAUUUUUUAGAUAUAUUAAAAAAUGAAAGAUUGUAGAAAUAGAAUGUCUCUAUUAAUACAUUUUUGAUGCAUCUAAAAGUAAUAAAGAACAGCUAAUAUAGAAUGUUUUUAUGUAUGUUCUGCGAGGCCAGAUGAAGCGAGGGAGUUUUGAGGGACUGAAUCCUCUCAUGUUCAUCUUCGUUCUUGUAGCCAAUGCCACAUAUUUUGCCAGUAUAUUGGUGAGAAGCAUGGAAUGGGAGAAAAUAAACGCAAACAUGGCGUGGCUGGUAGAUGCUGUUGCGUGUGUCGUCCUCGACCUCUUUGUAUCCUCUCUAGUGAUCUCUCCAAUUGUUCUUUUCUUUACUAUAUAAUCACAUACUAUAUACUCCCUACGUUCCGUUUUAAAUCACUUGUUUUGACUUUUGAGCAUAUUUUAGGAAAAGAAAAAAUAGAGUUGAUUUUUCGAAAUUGUCAGUACUUUUUAAAAGGGAUGACGGUGAAUGAAAAGAUAAAGUGAAGAAAAAUGACUUAUUUUAAAAGUAGUUUAGGUAUUUUACUCUUAAAAGUUUACGAAAACAACUAACAGGCAACUUAUUUUAGGACGGAGAAAAAAAGACAAACAAGCAAUUUAAAAUAGGACGGAGGUAGUAAUCUUUCCAUAUAUACACAUUCUUGAUUCACCAUUUCCAAUUAACAUCAUCAAUAGAUCAUUCUCCAAUACCUUUAUUAUACCCGGGGCACGAAGACCAAGACGAUGAAGAUGGAAACGCCAAGAGUUUGAGCAUGAUUUUCAGUCUUUAUCGGGGACGACACCAUUAAUUCUUGCUUUCAUUGUUAUUGCAUUAAUUCUUGCUUUCAGCUUUUGUUUCAACAUUCUUUAAUUAAAUAAGUACAUUUGAAUAAGAGAUGGUCAAAAAAUGCAAUGAUUGAAGUAAAUUCACAAUUUUCGA
Cuscuta campestris is the source of this 2291-nucleotide messenger RNA. Lineage: Eukaryota; Viridiplantae; Streptophyta; Magnoliopsida; Solanales; Convolvulaceae. The record is from the annotation of a GenBank genome assembly.